Rana temporaria (common frog) is the source of this 5616-nucleotide messenger RNA. It is a transcript of the gene NUP153, whose product is annotated as nucleoporin 153. Gene Ontology annotation, molecular function: structural constituent of nuclear pore. Gene Ontology annotation, cellular component: nuclear pore. The record is from RefSeq and is a predicted model, not a curated record. The coding region runs from base 257 to 4615 and encodes 1452 amino acids. Gene Ontology annotation, biological process: RNA export from nucleus; protein import into nucleus. Lineage: Eukaryota; Metazoa; Chordata; Amphibia; Anura; Ranidae. The transcript is spliced from 23 exons.
CGGCGCCGGGACGUCAUUGCGUCACACAGGAAUUGCACGAGCGCAGUUCCAGGCAGGCGGUAAACCGAGAGGAGUGGAGGGCCCGUGUUCGUGGGUAGACCGAGCAGUGAGUUCGGCGGGCGCCAGACCUUAGGGCCAAACUGUCCCGCUUCUCCAGACUCGGGGAAGAGCGCCUCUGCUGACUGCCUUGUCUACGGACCUGUACAGAGCGACGGCAGAGCCUCGGGCCGGAGUGACCCGAGGAGGAGUCGGCCGGAUGGCGGCAGCAGGAGGAGGAGGAGACGGCUUAGGCACGGGAGGUAAAAUUCGGAGCCGGCGGUACCACCAGAGUUCUGCAAGGACCCCGUACACCAAAACCCGCCAGCAGAACCAGCAGGGUAUCAUUAGCCGAGUUAAAGAUACAGUAAAGAGCAUAGUUCCAACUUGGUUACAAAAUUAUUUUAACAGCGUGGAAGAGUCGCAAGAGGUUACUCGGCAAACAAUUGAACCAGAGGAGCAUGUGGAAACGCAGAAUGAUGUUGAAAAUGACCAUUUUGAAGAUAAUGAGAGUCUCCCUCCUUUUGGCAGGGCUGCCCCAGAACCUGUUAGGAUUCAGUCUGACCCAGCCACAAAUCCAUUGAUGUUAAAUAUUCCUGAUGUACUAACAAGACCUUCAUUACAUCGGGCCAAUCUCAACAUUAAUAUUUUUGACUCUCCAGCACUUAAUUGCCAGCCUUCUACUUCUGGCUUUUCACUAGUGAAAGAAGUUAAGGAUUCUGCCUCUUUACAUGAUGACGACAACAUUUCCACAACCAGUGGUUUUUCUUCUCGGGCAUCUGAUAAAGAUGUUGCAAUUACAAAAACUGGGACUGUUCCGUUACUGUGGUCUCCUGAAGCUGAUCGAACACAUAAUGUUUCACAAAACUCGCCAUUCAAUUUGAAGAAACCUGCAUUUAAUCCAUCUGCCUUUUCCUCAUUUUUACCUAAUUCAAGUCGACUUGGCGAUUCCCCCUUUUAUGCGGGCAAGACAACUUAUGGAGGUGCAGCUGCAGCUUGUCAGUCCAGGGCCCGCAGCACUCCAUAUCGGGUGCCAGUGAAAAAACAAGUUGUGGCAAAACCUGCCCAUGUUACAUAUGGUGUAACAAGUCUAGCUGCACGUCGCAUACUACAAUCCUUAGAGAAAAUGUCAAGCCCAUUGGCGGAUGCAAAGAGAAUACCGUCGGUGUCUUCUGUUUCACCAUUGGCACCAGAGAGAAGUUUCUCAGGAGAAAGUUUGUCUAAAAGAAAGAAGGUGGAGUCGUCCUUCCCCCCAGUACAGAAGCUAGUUACACCGCAAUCUAUUUCUGUAUCCUCCAGUCUGAGAAAAAUCAGACCUUCCCUUGCAUCCAUGCAGAGCAAUGCAAACAGUUGCAGAACACCAAAUUCUGACAAGCACAAGGAAAAAAUUAAUCGUGAACCUGAUGUAAUACCACAGCAAACGAGUUUUUCAUACCCCGCCUUCAGUACCCCAGCAUCAAAUGGCUUCGGUUCAACAAAAGGUGGAGGCAAAAUGAUGAGGGAGCGUGGGUCAACAAAGCCAUCGGAGGAGGAGGUAGAGGUUCCCUGUCUACCUGAAAUACCCCUCCCAAUAAGCAUGACUGCGCUUCCAAAAUUUAGUUUGAACAUUGAACAGAGGACUUCACCACUUCCUGUUAGACAACCAGUUUCCACUAAGGCAAGUGAUGAGGUGAAUAUUGGUGAAAAGCUAUGUACCAUUUCUGCUGAUGCUCCAGACUUUAACUUUUCACAGCCAGUUGUGAAAUCUGUCAGCUCCAGUGACGAGUCCGCUGCAUCUCCAGUGGGUUUCACCUUUAGAGCACCAGCUUUAAAGACUUCUUCACUGCAUGAAAAUGCUAAAUCCAUGCUUAGCAGUUCUGAAAUCCCAUUGAAAGUGAAAGCAUCUAUUGUGAUAAAUAGCAGCACAAAGAAGGCUGAGGAAGAACAAGCGACAAGUUUUUGUAAGCCUGCGCAAUCAUUAAAGGAAGGAAGUGUGCUAGAUAUUCUGCGGAGCCCAGGUUUCCAGUCUACAAGUUCUCUGCAAACUGGAACUCCUGCUAAAAGUUCUGUUUCCAGCCCAAAGCUUUUGACGUUUGGGCAGAGCAGCAAACAGGCCUUGGGGAUAUGGUAUUGCGAUUGCUGCUUGCUUGAGAACAAGGCUUCAGACAGUAAAUGCGUAGCUUGCAGUACAGUGAAAGAGCAAGCCAAGGAAGUCACAAAGUCUACUACUUUGGCAACAACCACACCUACUAAAAACACAUCUCCUUUGAAAUGUACGUUCGGAUUUGGGGACAAGUUUAAAGUGGCUCCAGGGACAUGGGAUUGUGAUACAUGUUUAGUACAGAACAAACAGGAGUCAUCAAAAUGUGUGGCUUGUGGAUCUCCAAAACCUGGAACUGGGGCAAAAGAUCCCUUACUACUUCCAACAACAAAGCCAGAUAAACCUGUUAUACCACCUGACCGUGGCCUUACAUUAUCGCCAAGUCUUAAAUUUGAGGAACUAGCAAGAAAGCCCGUAGGAUCAUGGGAGUGUACAGUGUGUUGUGUGCAGAAUAAAGCAGAGGAUAACGAAUGUGUGGCCUGCACUUCUCCAAAGCCAGGUGUGUCAACUGCAUCAGCAACUACGUCCUUCCCAGCCUCUCUGCCCGCUACCCAAAGGGAACCACAAGGUUUUGGAAAGUCCUCCUUUUCUUCAGAAUCUACAUUUCCACCUGUUAAAUUUGGACUGCCUCCAAGUGACACUGGAGACCAGAAAUCAAGUUCCUCCACAGACUCCUCAAGUACGAAUAAAGUUAGCUUUUCGUUCACAUUUGGUCAAAGUUCUAAGACAUUAGAUGAGAAAAAAGACAAGGAUUACUCUUUUGCAACAAGCACUGGCACUAGCAACACUGUUUCCCCACCUUUUAAGUUUGGCUUUGCUGGUUCUGCUCCUGCAGAGAAGGAUAGUGGUGUUAAAUUGACAACGGACUUUCAAUUUGGAACUAAUCCUUCCAAACCUGAGAGCUCUAGUAAUGCUAAUUUAGUUGGUCUAUCUGCUAAGGAAAAAUCUGUCAUCGCACCAUUUGUUUUAAAGGAGCCAGAAGAUAAAAAAACAGAGGCUCCUUUAGCAGGUGGUUUCACAUUUGGUAAACUAGACCAGAAGGAAUCGUCUUCAUCUUUUGUUUUCGGGAAAAACGGAGAGAAAACUGAAUCUACCCCCGCUGCAACCUCAUUUGGUUCCAAAAGUGAUGGAGAACAGUCAAAGACAUUUUUGUUUGGUAAACCCGAGGCAGGCAAGGCUGAUACUUCAACGCUCGGUUCAUUUGCAUUUGGUGCGCCAAACCCCAUGGAAAAGAAGGAAGCAGAUCAGCCAGCAAAACCAGCCUUUGCAUUUGGUGCUUCUGCUACAGAAACAGGUUCUUCAAAGCCAGUGUUUGGCUUUCAAGGGAGUGGAUCCUCGAGUGCCACUCAAUCUAGUAGUAUUGGAAGUUCCAGCAGUGUAUUUGGCAGUGUUCCUCAGACAAGUUCUAGUAAUGUAUUUGGCAGUGCUGUACAGUCCAACACAGCUACUUCAGCUGGUGUUACUACCCCUGCACCUUCUAGUACUGUGUUAAGCAGUGCAACUUCAUUGACCGCACCUACUGGUUCUAACAAUAUGUUUGGUGGGGCCCUGUCUUCGAACACUCCUGCAGGUUCUAGCAAUAUAUUUGGAAGUGCUCCAGCUACAGGGACUCCAACCAGUUCCAGCAUUGUUUUUGGCAACGUGGCCUCUGUGAAUACAUCAAGUGCUAGCAAUGUGUUUGGAAGUGCAGCUCCCACAAGCACUUCGGCAAGUUCCAAUACUUUAUUUGGCAAUUCAAGUGCAUCUACCAACCCCUCCAGUGUACCCUUUGUGUUUGGGCAGACUACUACUACAGCAGGUGGCUCUGUGUUCGGCAGUGGCAAUGAAUCCAAGUCAACGUUUGUUUUCGCUGGCCAAGAGAGUAAACCAGCAGAAACGCCUGCAAGUACAGCUCCAGCUGCUGUUACUCCUUUUAUGUUUGGUGCAAGUGCUCCAGCACCAGCUGCUACUGGCUUUACCUUUGGCGGGACAAAUACCUCCAAUUCAACAGGUACCAGCUCAACUCCAUUUGUCUUUGGAGCAGGUCAACCAGCCCCACCUGCAUCUGGCCUUGCUGCUACCAGUUCUGUACCAACAUUUGGGAAAACUGUUGCCCAGACUAAUGCCCCAGCUUUUGGUGUACCUGUGUCUGGUUCAUUGUUUCCUUCUGGUUCUCAGACUGUCCCAAGUUUUGGAUCGUUGACCAGCAAUGUACAGUCCCCAGCUUUUGGACAGCAAAGCGCUCAGCCUAAUUUUGGAUCCUCUGCAGCUCCCCCUCCUGGUGGUGCCUUUCCAUUUGGAGGUUCAAACUUUAACUUUGGUGGUGCAAGCUCAACAGGAGUAUUUACUUUUGGUUCAAAUUCUGUUGCUAACCCAGCACAGCCUGCAAAUACUGGAUUUCCAUUUAAUCAGACACCAUCAUUUAAUCAGACUCCAUCGUUUAAUUUGGGGAGUAAUGGGAAGACGACACCCCAAAUUGCUAAUCGGAAAAUUAGGACUGCUAGACGAAGAAAAAAUUGAUGCAUCUGAGUCAUCAAUCUCUUCCGAGAAAUGGUGUCCUGCUUUGUGCAAAUACUGGAGUGUACCUCAUGCUGUGUUUAGUUGAAGUCAGAUCUGUCCAAGGACAUUUUGAGCUGAAAGUCCCAUCCACCCCUUUCUCUUCUCCCAAUAAAAAAAAUAAAAAACACAUUUGGUGAUGGGAAAUUAUUACACAAAAAUAUCCAAAUCUGUCAUCUUUAAAGUACCUGACUUGGCAUGGUCUGGCUGUACAAGCAAAUAUAGAGCGCACAGCGAAUGGCUUUUGUAUAAUAAGUACCUUUUUUCAUCUGCACCACUAUUUUACUGACGCUUUGAAAUUGUAAUUAUAUGGGAGGAAUUGCGGUAUGUAUAGUGUAGAGGAUGAUGAGCGAUUUCUAUGCCUCGUUGUGCUGGUGUAUGUGUGAUUUUGAGUGUGUUGUGCACCAAAUCCUUUCUGAUAGCGAAAGAUUGAGUCAAGAAUGGUCCUUUUUUCUCUAGACUUGUUAGAUAUGUAGUUCUAAGAUUAUGCAUUUCUCUUCUUUUUCUAUUCUACUUCAUGUUCGCCUUUAUUUUUCCUUUAUGAUAUUCAUGUAAAUAUAAUUUGGUUUCUGCAUACUUUUCAACAUAACCUAAAUCUGUGAACUUGAACUUUUAAUUUUGUGUUGCAGCAAUUUUUUUUUUUUUUUGUUUAGAUAUGUCUCAAAUUUUAUUGUAUGUAAAUCUCAUUAUUCAAAGUUGCCUAAUUCCAUUCAAAUAGUCUUUAAAGAAAAUUGGAAGUUCUUUAAGGUAUUAGGUUAUUGGCUUUUCUGAUCCAUUUUUGUUUGGACCAAAAACCAGUAUUGUACAAAGUAUUAAGUAUAUAUUUUUAUAUUUACACAAAUGGACUGUGGUGACUUUGGAUAAUUAGUAAGUUUAAUAUUAAAGCCAUGUUUAUUACAGUAUAACAGUUUAACAUGUAAAACCAUUGGAUAAAUGCCAUCAAUAAAAUGAUAAAAUACAACUUG